AUGGCACCAAGUACCAUAACAGCUUUUCUCAAACCAAUAUUUUUACUCACUUCUAUUAUUCUUCCAUACUUGAUUUUGCUGUUGCCAUCAGUUCUCAAGUUACAAUUCCAUGCCAAUCUCAUGUUUAGCUUCACAGUACUAGGGGUAACCACCCUGAUUGCAAAUCUGUACUAUUUAUUCUCUUUGGUUCCAUCCCUUGGACUUGAUCAUGAAUUGGGUUGUAUCGCCCAACUUUUCAAUUGGGUAGUGAACCUCACUUACCUAAUGUCUACAACCAUGCCUGGCAUCCAGAUAUUCUCUUUUCCAAUAAUGACAGCACUGCUCAUCAUUCUCUUCCCAGCAAUGGAACUUCUAUUCUGGGCCUUUGUAGGUAGUGGAAGAGAGAGAGUUCAUCUUAAUGCCUAUGGGGAGAUCCAUGACUGGAUCAUACUCAGGUGGGGUAACUUAUUGAUGGAUUGCUUUGACUGUUGCUUUGACUGUAUGAAGUGGGUUGCCAUCAGAGACUACUUUCCAUGCAAUCCACCCAACCAGCAACUAGAAGAUAUUGGUAUACCUCCAUAUUCAUCCAAUGUUUUUACUCGCCAUUCAGUAUCUAGUAACUCCUCAGAUGUGACCAUGACAGAUGCACAGUGA
Suillus bovinus is the source of this 633-nucleotide messenger RNA. RefSeq lists its product as uncharacterized. NCBI's taxonomy places the organism in Eukaryota, Fungi, Basidiomycota, Agaricomycetes, Boletales, Suillaceae. The record is from RefSeq and is a predicted model, not a curated record. The transcript has 6 exons. Bases 1 to 633 code for a protein of 210 amino acids.